GUCGGAUAAACUGCCCCGAUUAGGUUCUUCCGAGCACAUCCGGGCCACAAUCAAAAAUCCCACCAAAAAGCACCACCUCCAGGAACAAAGCCAGACCCGCACAUCACCAACCCUCACAUACCUCCCGCCAAGAUGGUCGCCUUCGACAAGUGUGAAACCCGGCCGGCUCAUAUCGAUGCCAUUCUCAAUGGCCUCGAUCGGUACAACCCCGAGACCACCACCGUCUUCCAGGACUACAUCGCCCAGCAGUGCGAGGACCGGUCAUUCGAUCUCUAUGCCAACCUGGCUCUGCUGAAGCUUUACCAGUUCAACCCCCACCUCCUGCAAGCCGACACAGUCACCAACGUCCUGGUCAAGGCCCUGACCGUGUUCCCUUCCCCCGCCUUCUCGCUCUGCCUCGCUCUGCUCCCCGCCCACACUCAGCCCUUCGCUACCACCUCCGAGGCCCAGGCUGCCUCCCAGACCUCCGACUUUGUCGAGUCCGUUCAGAAGCUCGCCCGCCUUGCUACCCUCCUCGAGUCCGCUCAGUACACCCAGUUCUGGGCCACCCUCAACUCGGAUGACCUUUACGCUGAUCUGACCGCCGAUAUCGCCGGCUUCGAGGAGCUCAUCCGCAUUCGCAUCGCCGUUGAGGUUGGCAAGGCUUUCCGCUCCAUCACUGCCGACUCCCUCGAGCAGUGGCUUGACCUGCGCAGCCGCGAUGCCCUGGCUAAGUUCGUUGCCGACGUCUGCAGCUGGAAGGUCGAGGGCGAUGUCGUUCGCGUGCCCACCAACAAGGAGAACGAGGCCCGCAGCGAGGUGAAGAGCGAGCGUGUCGGUGUCGACAUGUUCGGCCGCGUUAUCCGCCGUGGCUUCGAGCAGCCCGCAUGAACGAUCACAACGAUCACAGUCGUGCCCUAAAUAUUCCUCCUUUUCAUUCUCCGAUUUCCUCACCCACCCCAAACUUCUUCAUUCUCCGUCUCGUUUCUCUCCAUGUGGGAGGGAAGUAAGUGCUUUUUUUCUUUUCUUCAAAAAAAGAGACAUGAGUUCAUGAAUCCCCGAUCCGUGACGACGGUGAUAGAUUUUUUUCGCAUGGAGGAGACCCCGCGGAGAAGAGUCGGGAUCUGGCGCAAUCCGGCGUUUAUUUUCUCGAUUGAUUGCCCUCCAAUGAUGUUUUUUUUU
Penicillium brasilianum is the source of this 1161-nucleotide messenger RNA. The record is from the annotation of a GenBank genome assembly. NCBI's taxonomy places the organism in Eukaryota, Fungi, Ascomycota, Eurotiomycetes, Eurotiales, Aspergillaceae.